This is a messenger RNA of Melanotaenia boesemani (Boeseman's rainbowfish), 1887 nucleotides long. RefSeq names its product synaptotagmin XIX (gene syt19). Gene Ontology annotation, molecular function: phosphatidylserine binding; SNARE binding; calcium ion binding. Gene Ontology annotation, biological process: regulation of dopamine secretion; regulation of calcium ion-dependent exocytosis; cellular response to calcium ion. The record is from RefSeq and is a predicted model, not a curated record. Lineage: Eukaryota; Metazoa; Chordata; Actinopteri; Atheriniformes; Melanotaeniidae. Gene Ontology annotation, cellular component: axon; synapse. The transcript is spliced from 9 exons. The coding region runs from base 269 to 1549 and encodes 426 amino acids.
CAGGAAGCUGUGUGUUAAGUGUGUGUGGAGGGAGAGAGAAGAAAGAGAGAGUGUUAUCUAUCGUGUGCAAAGCAGGAGGAACAGUUGCAUGAUAAAUUGCUAGUUUAAACUUCUCUUCCAGACAAGUUCUUUUGGCUCUUUGGCAACUGAAGAGCUCACAGCUUGGACUCGUAGCCGAGGAAGAUGCUUCAAUUCCUAAAGGAAAAAAAGAGCUGAGCUUUUAUCACCUAUUCCAGAGCGUGUAGAGGCCACAUGGAGGCAGGGAAUCAUGGUGACUUUUGUAGACCACCCAGCCUACAUGGGUCUGUUGUCAGCUGGUGGCGAGCUAAGGAUGCAAUUCUCAGAUGCAGUCAAGUACAGCAUACUGGCCGUUUCUGUUAUUCUUCUUCUGCUGGCACUGAGUAUCUUGGCCUGGCAAAUCUUCAGAUGCUUCUCACAGACGUACACUACGUACACUGAACAAGAGACAGUAAACAGUGGUCCAAUGUACUCAGAUGAGAAGCCAACAACAGCAGGAAGCUACUCGGCACCUCCAAAUACUACGGUGGAGGAUGUCAGUGCCGAAGCCCAAAGAUUAAGUCGCUGUUUGUCUGAGGCUUCAUUUCCAUCUUCAGAAUGCAUUCUGGCAGAUGGGGAAAUAGGAGAACAGGAAACAAUGAAAAAGGUUAAUGGCUCACUACGUUUCUCAGUCUACUAUGACCAGCUGCAGUCGCGCCUGGUGGUGACCGUGUUGCAAGUGGAGGGGCUUUUGGUCCACAGCCAGACCACAAGCCUCCAGCCAUUUGUUAAGAUACGACUCAUGUGGACUGGAUCAGAGGGAGUAGAAGUGGAGGGCUCAAAGGAAGAUGAGGGUGAAGUGGCGCCACCUGUUCUGUGGACAGUGCUGCAGGAGUGGCACACACGCGUUGUGAAAGGCAGCUGUAACCCUCUAUAUGGUGACCAGUUUAGCUGCAUUCUGGAAGAGGACAAGGAUGCGCUUCGUCACAUCAACCUCAGGAUGGAGGUAAGGGACUUUGAUAAAUACUCCAGAGACGCUGUGUUAGGAGAGGUGAGGGUUCCUCUGGGACAGCUAAACAUUUCCUACCCUUUAGAGCUACAAGAGGAUCUACAGAUACCCCAAAAGGAUCUUGUUGGAGAGUUGCUGCUGUCAUUAAGGUUUCUUCCCACCUCCCAGAGGCUUGAGGUUGGCUUGUUGAAGAUCAAAAUGGCUCUUACUGAGAUUUCCUUAGAUGCAGCGCUGAAUGCCAGGAUUAGUGUCCAGUGCAAUCAGAGCAAGUUGAGGUACCAGAAAACCUCUGCAGUGGCCCUCUGUCCAGUGACUGUCUUCAAUGAAGUCUUUAUGUUCUCCCUGCCAGAGUUUCCUCUGGAGCAGUGUAAGAUUUUGGUUUCUGUGUACAAGAUUCACACAACUACUAAAUCUAAAUCAAGCAAACAUCUGAUGGGACAGUUGAGUGUGGGGAAGGAGAGGGAUUCAGAAGAUGAACACUGGACCUUGAUGUUGCUUUCAAUCCGCCAGCCUGUUGCAAAGUGGCAUGGUCUGAUGAUUUAACUAACAAUUCAUAAACCCCUUUGUGAGAGCUAAUUUUGUGUUGGUGUUAUAUUCUACUGAAAGCUGGGGCAUUGGUGUGUAUAUAGGUAUCUGCUUUAAUUCCUUUCCCUUUUAAUUCAACAAUAAGGAAGCCUUCAUGCUUCCAGCAGGAAAGUGAAGUGACUACUCAACAUUGACUUUAUUGUACCUAGCUUCGUAUGCAUCUUGUCCAUCUAUGUUUUAGCUCCAAAUCUUAUUACAAAAAUUGUUUUUGAUCUGAACAUAUUGUACUUACUGUUUAUGGUACCAUUGAAAUUGUUUUAAAGUUCUCUGGAAAUAAAAUUUGUUGUUCCAUCGUU